AAAAAGAAAAGAAAAAAGUUUCGUCUGUCCCUGCUUCUUUCCGGUGUAUACGAUCCACAUUUCGAACACCUUCCGGAGCGACAGGACGUGUGAAAUUCUGAGUACACACAGAAAAUUUUCAGGAAUUCUCUGUCAAAGCCCAUGCUGAUAAAACAAAGAAGUAUGCUGAACCCUGCGGAGUGUGGCGCACCCCCUACAGUAGCCUACCCAGAUAGGGGCCUCAUUUCCCUGACGAUCCCUCCCACAAUUUGGCAGAAGCGUCGCUGCCCAACCUUCUUAGAAAUGAUUGAGAGCUAUUCUCAGCAAGCGUACCUCCAGAAAGCCAAAAGUCGUUUGGCAGUGGGAUUGCCGAGCGACCGGAAACAGAAAGAACCCCACCUCCCAUCAGAUCCCAGACAAUGGAGCCGAGAGGACGUUGCCAAGUGGAUCCAAUACGUCACUACCACCCACCGUCUCCCAACCGUCCAGUUGGAUAGAUUUCUCAUGAAUGGUAAAGCCCUAUGUCUAAUGACAAUGGAUAUGUUUGUCAGCCGAGUGCCACUGGGUGGCAAAUUGCUUUACAAAGAUUUUCAAUUGAGACUAAACAGAGCUCUCUACAGUUGAAUAGUGCUGCCAUCUAGUGGAAGUGUGUACAUUUAAAACUAUUAGUGAUGUAUUUGAGAGUGCUGCAACUAUGUGGUUGCAAUUUACAUAACAUUUUUUUUUUUUUAAACUUUGAAUUAUUUUUGAAAAUGUUCAGACUUUUCACCACCUGUGUUCAUUAGAAGUUAUUACUAAGCAAUUUUUGAUUCAGUUUUACUGUGGUUAUCAAUUUAUUUAUUGGAGUGAUGUGUUCAACGUAUGGCACUUCUUUUAGAUAGAUAGAAAUUGCUUGAAAUGACAAUUUUAGAAACCAUUUUAAUAUAUAAUUUUGAGUGAAUUAUUUCCAAAUAAUUAGAAUUUGUUAUGGAAUUCUAAGUUCAUGGAGAUAUUCAUUUUCAUGUAAAUUUUACUUACCGCAGUAGUUGCAAAAAAUUAAUAUAAUAAUUAUAUUAAUAAUACUUAUUAAUAAAUAUUAAAUUUAUUAAUAUAGUAUUAACAAACAAA
Molecule: messenger RNA, 1086 nt
Organism: Stegodyphus dumicola
Lineage: Eukaryota; Metazoa; Arthropoda; Arachnida; Araneae; Eresidae
Gene: edl
Product: ETS-domain lacking
Molecular function (GO): sequence-specific DNA binding
Source: RefSeq, a predicted model, not a curated record